AUGUCUCUUCUUCAAAUUGAAUCCUUGACUCCAAAUACUCAUCAACGUGCAAAGGAAAUCAUUGUGAAAGGAUUAAAGGAACGUUUUGGAGAGGAAAAUUUUGAUGAAUCUUUUAAUCCUGAUUUGAAUCAAUUACAAGAAGCGUUUCUCUAUUUUUGUGUUGGAUUUGUCCAUUCAAAAGAUCUUGACACCACUACCACCACCGAAGAGAGAUUGUUGAAUCGAACAGACAUCACCACCAACAACAACAACAACCAAUUAAUAAUGAUUGCAACAGGUGGCCUUUCACUUGAUUUUAACUAUUUCGGAAAUGAAAAUCAAUAUUGUUUUAGAAUUGAACGAGUUUCUGUGUUGAAAGAAUUUAGACGAAGAGGUUAUGCUUCACAAAUAAUUUCACAUUUAAUGAAUGUGGCAAAACAAAUUGCUGUUCCAACAAUCGAACCUACGAUGAGAGAUGAGUCAUCAUCAUCUCGUGUGUUGAAAAAAGUGUGUGAAAAAAUUGAAACCUUGUUGCAACCUCACAAAUUGCUUGUUCGUAAAAUUGUGGUCGAAACAGACACUCCAUGGAUGGAAUCUGUCGAGUUGUAUAAAAAGAUGGGAUUUAUGGAAAUUUGUGAAAAAGAAGGAUGUACACAUUUUGAGCUUGAUUUUUAA
Molecule: messenger RNA, 654 nt
Organism: Naegleria fowleri
Lineage: Eukaryota; Heterolobosea; Eutetramitea; Acrasida; Naegleriidae
Exons: 1
Coding region: 1-654 (217 amino acids)
Molecular function (GO): acyltransferase activity, transferring groups other than amino-acyl groups
Source: RefSeq, a predicted model, not a curated record